Molecule: messenger RNA, 3122 nt
Organism: Oncorhynchus mykiss (rainbow trout)
Lineage: Eukaryota; Metazoa; Chordata; Actinopteri; Salmoniformes; Salmonidae
Source: RefSeq, a predicted model, not a curated record
AGCUGAGAUGUCCCUGGAGGACAUAGAACAACAAGACUAUGAUGUUUCUGACACUGAGAGAGUCAGAGCCUUGUCCCAGUCUCUAGACCUGCCUGUCUGUGUGGUGGAUGACCACCUGACCUCUGAAGCUGUCAAUGAGAUGAAGCAAACCAGCACUGUGGAAACCACAGAAGAAGAGAGCCUCAACAGUGCGAGUUUUUUUCACUGAUUAUCAACUUCCUGCAGAACCUAACUGAGGAGCAAUGGAGUAGGAUUCGUAAUGGCAUUUCUGACCCGCUGACAAAACAACAGCUUGCCGGCUUGUGUCUGAGGAUUGUCCAGUUUUUAUCGGACAAGCUGAUGCAGAUCAUCAUCCCAGGUCUUUACGAACUACUGGGCAUCCAAGAUGCUGCCUCCUCUCCAUUGUCACAGAGAUCUCUCACAGCGUCACUCACCAGUCUGUUAGACGAUAAGGUUAACACCAAGUCCCGCGUGAGAUUUACUGAGGCUGGUGUACCUAAGAGGCCAGGCAGUCGAAAGUCUUACAAUAGCUUUCGCAUCCCGACUCCCUACCCUUCCUCCAACUGUAUGGAUCAGGAAGAGGAAGAAGAGCAGGAAUCACAACAACUUAAGUUCAAGGAGAUGUACCUGACUAAGGAGAUGGGCAGUCUGGGCAGUGGAAGCUACUGCCCAAAACCAUUGCCCAAGCCAGCCAUGAGAACCUCUCUGUCUGAUGUGCAGAAGAAGACAACCAACUCUGACUCGCUACAAGUCCUCUUAGGUGUCUCAGAGGACACCCUCGUCACCUGUGUGCAGGACAGCCUGCAAGGUUCUCUCUCCAAACUUGCAUGCAUGUCCAAUUCUCCAUCUGGAAGUGCAGGCUCUCCGAAGAUGACCCCUGCUGUAAUGGCAGAAGUGAUUAAAGAUGUCAAGUCGGCCGUAUCAGUGGUCGUUAAGAGUGCCUCCGCUAGCCAAACCUCUCAAGUGACACCGGUAAGGGGAGACUCACAGACCAAGGUGACUGAGAGCAUGGUGAGAGAGCUGGCUGCUAAACUUGAAAAAGUUGACCAAGAGAGCAAGAGUCUAACAGGGCAAGUCAUGACCAUGAUCUCUGACACAAUGGUGGCUUUUGUUGACGAGAACGAACAGAAUUUGCUGAAAGAUCUGAAGGACAAGAUCACGUUUUUGGCAUCGCAUGUUGGCUUCAUUGACGAUCUUGAUGCCCUGAUAAGGAAAUACGAGAGCAGCUACAACAUUGGUGAAUCUGGUUCUUCCUGCACGCUCACAUCUAAGAGCAUCCAAAAACUCUCCAGCCGGGAGUUUCAAACAUCAGCAAUACAAGCAGUGAGUGGAGUUCUUGCCAAAAAAGUCAGUAGUUUGAGCUUUCCUAGUUCAGUCGUUCAGUCUGAGUUAACAGGUGCUGUAUCAGGUCAAACAUUGUCUGGCAUUGUAAAGACAGAGUCAAUUCACCCAGUGGGCUCAGCAGCGUCAGUAGUUGUUAAGACUUUCGUGUCAGAUAUGAAGUCCUUGGCUGAAUCUGAGAGUCCCCAACAGAAGAGUGCCUGGUCUGCUGCUGUUCACAUUUACCACAGCAUCCAAAACAACUUGAAAGAUUAUUUCGGCAAGCUUCAGCGAUGUGCCUUAAAGAGCAUUGUCACAUCUGAUGAUAACAUCACAAAUGCUGAGUUUAAGGAGACAGUUCCACUUCCUUGCUUAGACAUGAAAUAUAGGCCCAGUAAGAGUGAGCCUCAGUUGCCAGAGUCCACUGGUGAAGUUACUUUACAAAGAGGCCUAAGUGAGAGCUCAAAACUAAUUUGGGCACAAACUGAGUCAGAAGAAAGCAAGCUCCUUCUGACAACUUGCACCAAAGAAGUCAUUUCAGAGCUUCUGGGAUUGUACAACACUGAGAUGUCAAAGGAGGACGCCCUGUACACUGUUGGAGAAAAAGGAUCAGGCUUCUCUAUUGAGAGACAACAAUUUGUAGAGGGUGUUCUGGCUCAGCAUGGGGAAUACUCCCAUUCCAGGGCCUCAUCACCAAUAGUAUCUGAGGUCCCCUCUCAAAUUGAGGACAGCAGAAGUAAGGCCACAGCUUCUUUGACCAGUCUGUUAGAUUGCAUGAAAAAACUCUCAAGUGAGGAAUUCAAGAGAGACACCACUCAAGCAGUGAGUGAGUUCCUAGUUAAAAAGUCCAACAGUAGCUUACCGAGUGCACAGCCUGCUUAUUCUGUAGCAUCCAGGUCUUGUUCCGUUCAAAACCAGAGAACCUUGUCAAAGGAUAUUUGUGCGGAUUCUGCUGCCUUUGGCAUCAUUGACACAUUUGUGGAAGACCUGCAGAGCUCGGCGCAACCUGCAGAAGUAGAGGAGAGAGAACCUGACCUCCAGGAAAAUGCACAAAAGCUACAGAGCAGGAUCUGGUCUGCUACCACUAGUUUAUAUAACAAUAUUCAGAAGACAUUAAAGGGCUUCACCAUUCACCGGCGGAGAUCAGACGUGCAGAGAAGAAUGUCUAGCCAUACACCCACAGAGGACUCUGGACAUCUUGUGACUAAGGAGUACCUUGGUUUGGCAAGCCAGAGCUUGACGCAAGCUAGUAAGAGUGUGCCUCACUUGCCCAGUUUGAACCAGGAAGUGACUCUACACAUGGGUGUCAGAGAGUUCAAAACUUCUCUGGACUGAAACAGAAGAGGGUCUAAUGAACAAUAGUACCAAACAGGUCAUUUCAACAAUCUUGACCUCAUGUGAGGAUCAGACAUCAAAUGCACCUUGCUUCUCCACAGUAGGAAAGAAAAUAUCUGAUAUGUCCCUUGAGGUCAACAUAUUGGUAGGUGGUGUUCUGUCUCAGCUGAAGGACAUCUCCUUGUCAAGGUCCCCAACACCAUGUGAAGACAUGUUUGAACGUCUCCAAGGUUCUACUGAGCGAACCUCUCCAGUAAGUCUAGAUUGCAGCACGGCUGCCUCCAAAGGCAUUGCAUCUUCCCACAGUCUUUCAACAAAGAGCCUCCAAAAACGUUCUAGUCAUGAGUUCCAAACCAAAGCUGAGAAAGGAGUGAGUGAGGUCAUCUCUAGAUCAUUUAACAUUGUGGAGGAAGGCACAACAGAUAAGUACCUCCAGUCUGUAUCUACAUCCACCACAUCUACUGAUA